This is a messenger RNA of Cloeon dipterum, 612 nucleotides long. Its product is annotated as MFS-type transporter SLC18B1-like. Gene Ontology annotation, biological process: transmembrane transport. The transcript is spliced from 4 exons. Lineage: Eukaryota; Metazoa; Arthropoda; Insecta; Ephemeroptera; Baetidae. Gene Ontology annotation, molecular function: transmembrane transporter activity. The annotation marks the transcript as partial. The record is from RefSeq and is a predicted model, not a curated record.
UCACCAGUAAGCUUGAUUGAAGUGCUCAAAGUGCCAGCGAUUUCGGUCGACGUCUUCAGCAUCACUGUCACGGCUUUCGGCUUGGGAUUCACGCAGGCAACUUUGGAACCUCAUCUGCGCCAGUUUGAUUUGAGUGCGAUUACGCUGGGCGUGUUCUUCGUAAUCAACGGCGCUUUAUACGCGGUCACGUCGCCCUUCUUUGGCUGGCUCUGCGACAAUUACUUUCAACCGAAAAUCAUCACCGUCUAUGGUUGCCUGCUAAACGUCGCCGGGUUCAUGCUUCUCGGACCAGCACCAUUUCUUCCGUUCGAAACGAGGUUGUGGGUCUGCGCGGUGGCACAGGUUCUGCACGGCAUGGGCAUGGCCGCUCAACUGGUCUCCACCUUUUCAGACGCUUUGCAGGAGGCAUUUAAACACGGCUGCCCUGACAGCGAGGAAACUCACGGAAUGAUCUGUGGACUGUGGGCGUCCACCUUCGCGUUCGGCUCCUUCGUCGGGCCCUUGGUCGGUGGCAUUCUGCUCGAUCACGUCGGCUUCCGCAGCGGCUCGGUGGUCGUCAUGUGCCUCAACGUCUUAGUGGUAAUACUAGCAGGCUGAUUUUUAAAUUUUAAU